CAUGGCGACACCCGUAAGAGCAGCUCGUCUGUGCCGACUGGCAGGACGGACGGUCACCUCCGUGUCAGUCACACGCAGUCUGCCCGCGACGAGAUGCUACAUGGCCGCCUCGACGGGGAACAAUCUUCAGUUCAGACUCGAUGAGCUGACGGCUCACAGCAGUCUGGAUCUCUUCAAGAAAAACACUGCCGUCAUCUACCGCAUGCUGGGUCUGGACCCCAGCCACGUGCAAAAGAACCCGGAGCGCUUCCAAGACUGGGCCGUCGUGUUUGGCGACGAGAAGAUCAGCAGCGGCCGUCACUACUGGGAGGUGACGGUCAAAAAGUCCCGAGAGUUUCGUCUGGGUGUGGCCGAGGCGCUGAUGUCCAGAGAGGACUGCGUGGGCACCAACGGCUCCUCCUGGGUAUUCGGCUACGCUCAGCGCAAGUGGUUUGCCAUGACCGGCAACAAGAUGGUUCCCGUGGCGCAGGUGGGCAAGCCGGACCGCAUCGGCAUCCGGCUCGACUACGAAGCGGGCGUUCUGGAGCUGAUGGACAUCGAGAAACACGCAAUCGUUCACACCAUCAGGGCCCAGUUCAAGACUCCCCUCUGCCCCGCGUUUGGACUUUGGGACGGGGAGCUGCUCACGCACUCUGGUCUGGAAGAGCCGGGAGGCCUAAAGUGAAGCGGGCUGAGCUGGGAUGGUGAUGGUGGAGGUGGUGGGAUUGAGCAUGGCACAUGUUUAUCACAACACUGCAGGAAAGAAAGCAAAGUCCAUGUGGGACUCAUUUGAAGCUUAUGCAGGGUUCGCACGGUCAUGGAAAACCUGGAAAAGUCAUGGAAUUUUAAAUGGUCAUUUACAGGCCUGGAAAAGUCCUGGAAAAAACGUAAUUCAUAAGAGUGUUGGAAAAGUCAUGGAAAUGUGUUAUAUUCACAUGUUCAUUUAUGCGGAGUUUAAAAUAUUUAAUAUGUUUUUUUAAAGAAAGACGCUCAAAAUAUAAGCCGGCGUCUGCUCUCAAUACGCAACAUGUUCUAAAUUGUUCAUGUUUAUACCGAUAUUUCAGUUUGGUCAUGGACAUUUGGUUUAAAGUCCUGGAAAUCCACUGGUCAAAAUGUGUAAGAACCCUGUUAUUAUGUUGGUAUAUUUUUUACAGUCCAGUUGGUUCAUAAUGACUUAACAAUGUAACUUCAUACUUUCUAUGUCAUCCACAUCACAAAACCUGUAUAUCUGUGUGUGUGUAUUACCUCUCAAACUAACUGAGAUGAAAAAGAUGUGUGGUUAUUUUUGAGAGGAACCGUAACUGUCAAUAUAUUUUUUAAGUUGUGUUUUGUUAUUACACAGUUGCAAAGCUUUUUCAUGCUCAUGCUGUAUAUUGUUUGAUAAAAUAACUUCACUGAAACGGC
This is a messenger RNA of Pseudoliparis swirei, 1383 nucleotides long. It is a transcript of the gene spryd4, whose product is annotated as SPRY domain containing 4. Gene Ontology annotation, molecular function: protein binding. The transcript has 2 exons. Bases 2 to 664 code for a protein of 220 amino acids. The record is from RefSeq and is a predicted model, not a curated record. Lineage: Eukaryota; Metazoa; Chordata; Actinopteri; Perciformes; Liparidae.